Molecule: messenger RNA, 786 nt
Organism: Phytophthora nicotianae INRA-310
Lineage: Eukaryota; Oomycota; Peronosporomycetes; Peronosporales; Peronosporaceae
Exons: 3
Coding region: 1-786 (261 amino acids)
Source: RefSeq, a predicted model, not a curated record
AUGGCGUCGCUGUGUAAGUGGAAAUGGCGUAAGAAGAUCGUAAAGGAGACUUCCGAUGCUGCAGCGCUGGUUCAGUGUUCCAAUUCACCUAAAUCUGAGAACCGGAUACACCAGGCAUGCUUUUUGGACUUGCUUUCCAAGAAUGAUGAAACUGAAAGUGUUUGCGCGGUCGUCUGCGGCAAGCGCUGCUUCAAUGCCGUGUUAAAAGCUUUGAAAGCAGCUGACAAUCCUGUCUCGACAUCCAAGAAGCGGGUUGCGUGGCACAACGACGGCCCGACUCCAACAAGUACUCUCGCUAUCGAGGUGGAGACGCUCAAAGUGGUGAAACAAAGAGCACCAUUGCGGUUCAUCUCGUCGUGCGGUGUGACGACGUAUCGGACUGCGAAGGAUAUCCAAUCCAAGAUCUCGAGUCUUGAGCAGUCGUUCAAGACGGCUACCGACUGGCUAGGAGCAACGGGGCAAGGUGUUCAGGAUGAAAAGUGUCUCCGUGAUGCGAUUCUAUCUCGAUGCCCGUACUACUAUGACUGGUACGGCACCAUGAACGACCGUGACAGCACGACGCCUUUGAGGCUCAAUAUGGACGCCAUCGAUGUGAGUGAGGAAAGUAGCACUGACGACAAUUCCGAUGAUGGCUCUGCAUCUAAUGAAGGUGAUGUCAGCUCGAUUGAGGGGGUCACUACCGAGCCCACUGGAAUUAACAGCGAUGCGGUAGUACCUCGUGAAAGUGAGGAGUACGCCGAGUUCAAUUGGUUCUGUCAGCUCGAAAUUCAAGGACACCGCGGAUGA